GGCGGAUAUCACACGUUUGAAAUUUUUCUCCACCGUCCUCACUCCUCACUACCGACGCCCCCACCGUUGACGACUCACCGCUCGGCCGAUUACUGUGACUACAGCCGCCGCCGAUAGAAACCACCGUAGUGCGCAUUCGGUCACACACACACACAACACAGUACACCGACAUCGUUCGGACGGUGCGGGGAAGGAGGCGGUGAUAUUAAUCAGCGAGUAUUAAUUUAGUUUUGUUUUUUUUUUUUUUCCCAUUCCGUUUUGUUUUUGUUUACUCGGCCGGUGACGGAUGAAAUCAAACCGCGUCUCAACGAUAACGUCGCGCGUGUAGACAGUCACUAGUUAGUCGUUUUUGUUCAGACAUUGUCCGAAGCAAGACGUCGAUCCGCCGGGUUUUCCCGUUCGAUCAUUUCGCCUAGAUACAACGUCCGUCAGGCCGUCAGUCAGUGUUUCGUUUCCGUCGAUCGUCAUGCUACCUUCUGUACCGUGCUGGUCUGAUUAUCUGUUGUCUCUGUCGACCGUCAUCUGCGAGAUUACCUAUAUUGUAUAACAUAUAAAUACAAGUUAAAUAAACAAUAUUAAAUUGGCCUAUGAUUUCGAAAAUUAAGAAUUAUUUAACUAAUAUGAAAACAAAUAGAACAAAAUGACUUCAAGUGAUUUGGCUCAAAAACCAUUUUAUUGCCGCGAAUGGGUAUUCCAAAAAUUAUUACAUUGCUUUGAUCAAAGAAGCAAUUGGAAAACAUGUGGAGCACUUCUAGUUGGAGGUGCUGGAUGUGGAAAAACUUCACUGUGCUGCGAAAUUGUUCAUCCGUCCGGCAGACAACAACGUGCAUUAAACAGAAGACUAUUAGCUUAUCAUUUUUGUCAAGCUCAAAAUAUAAACACAUUAUCAGUUACACAUUUUAUUCAAAGUUUGGUUUCACAGUUAUCUGAUUCAUUGCCCAAAUCAUACAAAGAAAGAUUAAAAUCUGAUCCAGCAAUACAAGAAUCUUUAUCUCCAAUCAAUAUAGUAAAAGAUGCUGAUGAUGCAUUUAAAAAAGCUGUUAUUUUUCCACUAAAUGAUCUUGAAUUACCAAAACAUACAAUGUUUCUUCUAGUUGAUUCAGUUGAUGAAGGAUUAUGUACAAACGAUAGAUCUGAUCCAAAGUUUAAGAAUAAUUCAAGUAAAACCAUUACAGAGCUAUUAGCUACACAUCAUCAUUUAUUUCCCCAAUGGUUGAUGCUUAUUUGUACAACACGUAGGCAAAAUAAAAAUGUUGCUCGUAUGUUCUCUGGUUUUCGUAAAAUUUGCAUAGAUGAUCUCCGUAAAUCACAAGUUGUUAGAGAUAUACAACAGUACAUAUUGAGCCGUUUGGAAUCAGAAGAAUCUUUACGCCAACACAUGAGUAGAGAUACAGCUGAAAUGUUAAAUCAAUUGCACAUAAAAAGUAAUGGUUGUUUUCUUUAUUUGGAAAGGGUAUUAGAUGGAAUAUCUGACGGAUGUGUAGUCUUGAGGGAAAUAAAAGAUAUUCCUGGAACUCUAAAUGGAUUGUAUUUAUGGUUUUGUCAGAGGCUUUUGAAUUCAAAACAUUUUUCAAAAGUGCGACCUUUGUUAAAUGUUAUUUUAGCAUCUCCAGAACCUUUAUCAGAAGAACAAUUAAGUAGUAUUAUACAUUCUGUAUACCAAUACAUGUCAGUUGACGAAUUCCACAAACGAUUUAGCUUAUUAAGAAGAAUAUUUUCAUUACCUAGAGAUUCUAAGAUAAUACAAUUUCAUCACAGUUUUGGAGAAUGGUUCCUAGAUGUCAAACAUUGCACUAGAAGGUUUUUGUGCUCUGCAAAUGAAGGACAUGCUAUGAUUGCUUUUCAUUAUACACUUAGAUGUUCAAAACCCCCUGCAUAUGAUGAAGUUCAUAAAUUAGCCUACCAUUUAUCAAGAGUAAAUCCAUUACCGGUCUGGACAAACUUUUCUGACACAAAUUUAUUGCCAUUACUAUGGUUGAUUGAUAGUGGAGCACAAAUUGCCGAUAGUAUGACAAUACCUUGUUAUGAUAGAAAAGCUGUUAAUUUUUUGGAAGGAGCUAGUAAUUGUUUUAAAUCAGACGUUGAUCUAAAAUCUAAUAAGUUUGAAACAAAUUUUGGAUUAGUGUCAUCGCCAAAAUAUGAAAAAAAUUCAGUACUUUAUUCAAAUACCUUAUUACCUUCAAAUUUAUAUGAAGUAGAUAUCAAUGGCAGGAAUACUUUGCAUUUGCUUGCAAUGGAUGGAAGUUUAAGUGUUCUUCAGGAUUUAUUAAAAACUCACUCAGAUAUAAAUUUAGAAGUAAAUGACAAUAAUGGACAAACACCACUUAAUAUAGCUGCACGUCACGGUUAUCUCGAAGUUGUAGAGCUUCUAUUAAAAUAUAACUGUAUAAUAGAUCAUGCAGAUGUUGAAGGAUGGACUGCUUUAAGAGCUGCUGCAUGGGGUGGUCACUCACAAGUGGUGGAGUUAUUACUUAAACAUGGAGCCAAUGUAGAAUGCUCUGAUUGUGAAGGGCGUGGAGCAUUACGUGCUGCAGCUUGGGGAGGUCACAAUGAUGUUGUGAUAAAAUUACUAGAAGCUGGCGCAAACCCUAAUACUACUGAUGGUGAUGGUAGAACUCCAUUGAUUGCUGCAGCGUAUAUGGGCCAUGCGCAUAUUGUAGGAAGAUUGCUGGAUACUGGGGCAGAUAUUAAUCAUCAAGAUAGUGAUGGCCGAACUGCUUUGAGUGUUGCUGCUUUAUGUGCACCUACUAAUGGAGGAUAUGCCAAGGUUGUCACUUUAUUGUUGGAAUCUGGAGCUUUUGUUGAUCACGAAGAUAAAGAUGGAAUGACACCUUUACUUGUUGCCGCAUUCGAAGGCCAUAGAGAUGUUUGCGAGAUUUUAUUAGAAGCCGAGGCUGAUGUAGACCAUUGUGAUAAGUUAGGUAGAACACCUUUAUGGGCUGCUGCAUCAAUGGGACAUCCUGCUUGUGUUUCACUUUUGUUAUUUUGGGGUUGUUAUGUAGACAGCAUUGACAAUGAAGGUCGUACUGUACUCAGUGUGUCUGCAGCUCAAGGGAAUAAUGUUGUAGUGUCUCAGCUACUAGAUAGAGGUCUUGAUGAACAACAUAGAGAUAAUUCUGGUUGGACACCAUUACAUUAUGCUGCAUUUGAAGGCCAUCAGGUUGUUUGCAGAACAUUGUUGGAGAGUGGAGCAAAAAUUGAUCAAACUGAUAAUGAUGGUAAACCACCAUUAAUGUUAGCAGCAGAAGAAGGGCAUUCGGAUUUAGUAAGUGAAUUUUUAAAAAACUAUGGAGCCCCUCCAGAUCAGAAAGCUCAUGAUGGAAGAACUGCUCUAAGAUUAGCUGCAUUAGAAGGUCAUAUUGAAGUAGUUAGGAGUCUUGUAGAAUAUGGAGUUGACGUCAACAAAAAAGAUGCUGAUGGUCGAAGUACUCUUUAUGUCCUUGCUCUUGAAAAUCAUUUAGCAAUGGCCAAAUUUUUUAUUGACCCAGGUGGAGCAGAUGUUGAAAGCACAGAUUCUGAAGGCCGUACUGCUUUACAUGUUAGUUGUUGGCAAGGUCACUGUGAAAUGGUAUCUUUAUUGUUAAAACUUGGAAAAGCUAAUUUAAAUGCAACUGAUAAUGAAAAUAGAACACCUCUUCACUUGGCCGCAUGGCAAGGACAUUCUGUCAUCGUCCGAUUAUUAAUUGAACAUGGUGCUAGUGUUAAUCAUGCGUGCAAUCAAGGAGCAACAGCUUUGGGCAUUGCUUCUCAAGAAGGUAAUGAGACUUGUGUUCGAUUAUUGUUAAUGCAGGGAGCAAAUCCAUUAGUAUCUGACCAUUGUGGACGAAAUGCUAUAAAAAUUGCUGCUAAAAGUGGUCAUGACAAUAUUGUUAAGCUACUUGAACAAUUUUGUCCUUUAAAAAACGAAAGUAACGGAUUUAAUACAGCUAAUACUUCUUGUGGUUCUGGUUCAACAACUGAAACUAAACCAUCCUCAGCUAUAUUAGUUAAUCCAUUAUUAUCUUGCACUAAUCAUGCUCCGAUUCAUGAUUCAUCACCAAUUGAAUCACCAGAUUCAACAGCUAAACGAACAUCGUUUGUUUCAAACUAUAGUAAAUCCAGUUCUAAUUUGACUGAUAGUACUAAAAGUUCUCACCAAGAUUUACCAACACAAUUGACACCAUUGACGUUUACACAAAAAUUACAACAAUGUAGUCGACGUAUCAAGUCAAGACCCACUUCUAAAGUUCUAAGUCCUCUGCAGAGUCCUAUAUAUGCAACACCACCUCACAGCCCCAAUUCAGAAGAACCAUCAGCUCCAAGUAUUCAAGUAUUGACAGAUGAUCAUUUUUCACGUGACACUCAUAUGCGAAUUAUUCUUGGUAACAAGGCUGUGUUAAAAAAAUCCACUUCCGAUUCAAAUUACAACAAGAAUUUAGGAAACGUUAAGCAAAAACGUAAUGGAAUUGUUACAAACCCAGCAUUAAGAAUAAUGCCAGCUAUUCGUAAUGGUCUAGAAAUGGCUGCUGGACGUAAAAAUAAAACACCUCAUUUGCCCACAGAUAGUUUUAAAUGGCGAAAAGAAACGCCUUUGUAAAUAUAUUUUAUAAACCCAAGUAAGUUAUUAUUAAAGAUGAUUUUUUUUUUUUUUUUGUAAAAACUUGAUUUAAGAGGUUGCCAUUAUUUUUUAAUUUCUAUGUAUGGAUUGAAGACUAACCCAGUAAUAAAGUUAGAAAUUACCAAUCAUCCUCUAGGCCUAAAUCAAUAAAAUAAAUGUAUUAAGUAAUAAUUUAUACUUUAGAUUUAUAGAAAUUAUGUACAUUUUGUAUCAAGUUGAUCUAAUUUUGAUGAAAUAUAUUUUUUUAUGUUUCCUUCGUGCUCUUAAGUAUUUGUGGCCAAUAAAAUAAUAUUAUUAUUAUCUUUUAAACAUGAUGUGUUUCAAGAACUAAGUAUUUAUCAAAUUCAUCCAUUUGUAAGACAAUUAUUAUUUUGGUUGUACAGAGUAAUUUUGUAACUUGACAUUAGAAAGAAAAAACUGAUUAAUAUGUGUAUACUUAGUUGUAAGUAUGGUUUAAGAAUAGUUUAAAAAUAGUGCAAUCUAAUUUUAAUAUGAGAUAAUGUUUCUUAAUGUUAGAAACUGAAGUAAAUUUAAACAUCGCUAAUCAUCCUAUAUACUGGGUGGGGCAAAUCAAACAGUGCAGUUUUGAAAGGUUGGUACUUCACGUGUGGUGGGGAUAGUACGAUUAUGGUGGUUUCAUUUCGUCGGGCAGGCCAUGCCGUUAUUAGUCAUUACCAUGGUUUGGUCUGGUGAACAACGUGGCUUUGCCGUCCGUACAUUUUUUGAAAAUGGUCGAUCGUUCGUCGCAACUCAGCGAGCGUUCCGGCUGCAGUUUAACCUUGCGCGUCAUGAUACCGUCCCUCACCGUAAUGUUAUCGCGAAUUGGGUGCGUACAUUUGAAGAAACUGGAUCUACACUAAGACUUAGAGGUUCAGGAAGACCCAAAACGGUAAGAACACCUGAAAAUUUGAUAAGAGUGAGUGAAGCUUUUGUGCAGUCGCCUACGCGUUCUGCCCGGAAACAUUCAAUUGCAUUGGGCAUUUCUAAUCGGUCAGUAAGGAGGAUUUUGCACCAAGACUUAUUCUUCCACCCCUACAAAAUUAUGAUUGUCCAAGAGUUGAGUCCACCCGACUAUGAAAAUCGCAUGAAUUGCUCACAAGAAAUGUUGAACCGGAUCCAUGUGAGGUCAACAUUUUUCAGUAGUGACGAGGCUCACUUUCAUCUCAGUGGGGCGGUGAAUAAGCAAAAUUUUCGCUAUUGGGCAGAAAAUAAUCCACGGCAAAUUCACGAGACACCUCUUCACUCUCCAAAAGUGACCGUGUGGUGUGCGAUUUCAAAAUUUGGGGUGAUUGGGCCUUAUUUUUUUGAGGAGAAUGGACAAACCGUAACUGUCAACGCUGAACGUUACGUUUCCAUGUUGGACAAUUUUUUUGAACCUCAAUUGGAAGAGUUAAUGGAAGAAACAAAUAUGGGGGACAUCUGGUUCCAACAGGACGGGGCUACAGCACAUACUGCUCGAGUUUCAAUGACGAAGCUGCGACAGAUGUUCCCUACACAUCUCGUCUCUCUGAGGGGUGAUUUGAGGUGGCCUGCGCGCUCACCAGACUUGAGCAUUUGUGAUUUUUUCUUGUGGGGCUACCUGAAGGAAAAGGUUUUUAAACAUCGGCCUCACACGUUGGAAGAACUCAAAGACCGAAUUAGGGAGGAAAUUGGCGCUAUACCAGUCGAAAUGUGUCAAAAUGCGGCAGAAAAUUUCAGAAAUCGCCUUCAUCAGUGUAUCGCUGCUGGCGGCCAUCAUCUUUCUGAUGUCAUUUUUAAAACUUGAUAUAUAAAACGGCAUGAUGUACUGAAAAAAAUUAAAUAAAUAUAAUUUCUGUAA
Molecule: messenger RNA, 6416 nt
Organism: Metopolophium dirhodum (rose-grain aphid)
Lineage: Eukaryota; Metazoa; Arthropoda; Insecta; Hemiptera; Aphididae
Product: ankyrin repeat domain-containing protein 50
Exons: 17
Coding region: 641-4576 (1311 amino acids)
Molecular function (GO): protein binding
Source: RefSeq, a predicted model, not a curated record